AUGAGAAGGAACGCUUGAUGAUACACAGGAUUGGAUGUACCAUAACUAUCCAUUUCAUUCAGUUUGACAUCUCAAAAGAAAAUCGUUUUGUCCUAAAUAUAUAGUUAUGAAUUAAGAUAAAAGCAUGUGUCUUAAUAUAGAGUGUAGCUCUCUGGCAUUAUGGCAGAGCAAAUGUUGGUGUUCUUUCACCUGCAACAGAUGAAGAGAAAUUCAUUUGGAUAGAUAUUUGGUUUUUUUUAUUGCAAAGGAUAAGUCAUCAGAAACAACAAGCAAACAUGGAGACGUUUACAAUUCACGAUAUGCUCAUCAAUUCCACUGAUAUUUAUAAAAUAUUAUGCGGACUGGGAAUCGGAAAUUUGUCGGAGUGCAAAAAUGACAGCAGCGGCACGUCCGAGCCAAAAGACAUGAACCAGACGGUGCGGAUCGUGCUGUACGUGCUCAUCUUCCUCCUGAGCUUCAUAGGAAACAGCCUCAUCAUCACUGUUCUGGUGCGGAACCGGCGUAUGCGGACGGUCACGAACCUGUUCCUGCUGUCUCUGGCCGUCAGUGAUCUGAUGCUGUGUGUCUUCUGCAUGCCCUUUACACUUAUCCCAAACCUCAUGAAGGACUUCAUCUUCGGCACCGGCAUGUGUAAGGUGGCCACAUACUUUAUGGGUAUUUCGGUGAGCGUAUCUACAUUUAACCUGGUGGCCAUCUCUCUGGAGCGGUACAGUGCCAUCUGCAACCCCUUUAAGUCCCGCACAUGGCAGACGAAGUCCCACGCUGCAAAAGUCAUCACAGCCACUUGGGUCGUGUCUUUUCUGCUCAUGCUGCCUUAUCCGAUCGGCAGCACCCUGGUGCCUUUCAUGCGCAGUAACAACAGCACAGGCAACAUGUGCCGCUUGGUUUGGCCCAGUGAUGUCAUGCAGACCUGGUAUAUUUUCCUGUUGCUGAUACUCUUUCUUGUGCCUGGGAUCAUAAUGAUGGUGGCUUAUGGCCUCACCUCACUCGAACUCUACAGGGGAAUCAAAUUUGAAAUGGCUAACAGAAAGUCAAACAGAGAGAAAGAAUAUGGCACGUCCAAUCCAAAAAACGGUGACAGUGAUGGCUGCUACCUCCAACCGUCCAAGAGAAAGCGUCCCGAACCUGUGACGCCCAGCUUCAGCAGCCCAAAAUCCAAACUGAGAAGGGUUUGCAGCAACAGCCCUACAGCAAACCUCAUGGCCAAGAAACGGGUCAUCCGCAUGCUGCUGGUGAUCGUGGGGCUGUUCUUUCUCUGCUGGACGCCGAUCUUCGUCGUUAACGCCUGGCGAGCCUUUGACAGACGCUCAACCGAUCGUCUCCUCUCAGGAGCGCCGAUCUCCUUCAUCCACUUGCUGUCCUACACCUCUGCCUGCGUCAACCCUAUAGUCUACUGUUUCAUGAACAAACGCUUUAGACAGGGCGUGCUGGCGACGUUCAGCUGCUGUAGGGAUGAUUUCGACGAGAUGAGCAGGAACAGCACUCGACGGAGCACCAGAGGAGCUGGAGGCCUGGGAACGCUGUUUGGAGGAAACGGUGGGACUAGACAGGCUGACGGUAACACACAAAGCUCAGGAACACUUACGAGGCUAACUGACACCAGUAUCCGUGGCUCGGCACAGGCGUAACUGAUGCUCGUCCCCCAAAAUUUUAAGAAGUUGAGUAAAGAGUUAAAAAAAAGGACAUCAGUGCCAUUCAAAGCUUUGCAAUGGAUAGUAAAAUGGCUGCUAUUGGAAGAGAGACUAGUUGUACUGAUGAUAAAUGAGAGCACAAGUACGCAGUGACUGCCAAUAGCACUGAAAUGCGGAGAGAAUCCAGUGCUUAAUUUUAGUAUGUCACUGUUAAAUAAACAGCAGCAUCAAAUGGAGCAAGACUGUGGCCUCCAGUCCUCAUUACAGCUCUGACUUACAAACUUACAAAGACUUUAUAAGCCAUAAAUAAGUUUUGUCCAUGAGGCUCUGUAAUUUUCUGGCUUACCUAGAAGAGAGGGACGAUUUGCUUUACUUUUCUUGGUAUCUUACUUUAUUUUUGUGUGUGUUACUGUUAAAACAAUGGUCCAGAUGUUUUGAGAACAUUCUAGUAUUGCUUUUAACUACACUACCAUUUAAAAGAUUGGUUGAGGUUGAGAAGAUUUUUUGUUUUUUGAAAGAAAACUUUUAUGCUCACCAAGCCUGCAUUUAUUUGAUCUAAAAUACAGCAAAAGCAGUAAUAUUGUGAAAUAUUUUUACUAUUUAAAAUAACUGCUUUGAGUAUAGUUUAAAACGUAAUUUAUUCAGCAUUAUUACUCCAGUCUUCGGUGUCACAUGAUCCUUCAGAAAUCAUUUUAAUAUGCUGAUUUGCUGUUCAAGAAACAUUUUAUUACAUUUAUUAUACUUUAUUAUUAUUAUUAUCAAUAUUUAAAACAGUUAAGUGCAUUUUUUCAGGACUCUCUGAUGAAUCGAAAAAUCUACAGAUCAGCAUUUAUCUGAAAACAAAAGCUUUUGUAACAUUAUACACUAUACCAUUUAAAAGCUUGGAGUCAGUAUUUUUUGGGAUUUGAGUGCGUAGUGCUGAAACCCUCUUGUAAUUGUUAGAAUCGUCACAGAUCAGCGAUCUCCGCGUAAAACUGACCAAACGGUAAGUCGUACAGACUUGAAAUUUCGGAGGAUGGUAGUACUCACACUGCCUACGAUGUGACCCAGGCUCGCCUCAAUCGGCCUGAAGGGGGCGCUACAGCGAUCAAAAGUAUGAAAUCACCCAUAGCUCUUAAACCGCCAGUCUAAGGCUCAGUUGUCUUAUAUUGUUGGAAUCCGUGGCUCACGCCGGACAAAAUGUGCCUUAGAUUUAAUUAUGAUUCAGGUAUUUAGCAUUUUGUUGAAAAACAUACUUUUGCGAACUGGUCCUAGGAUUCUCUGCCAAAUUCAGAAUACUUAUGUAAGAGCUCAAUCUGAGGUCGAGGAAAAUAAAUCACGGAGCUUUGCCACUUGGUGGCUCUAUAAGUGGGAAAAAACAACAAAAAAAAAUGGAUUUAACUGCGCAACCAUUUGUCCUGUCAACAUAAAAACCGUUGUGUCUGGUCUUGGUCCGAAGUGCCACAAGUGUUUACAAGGACAUUUGCAUAUCUCAAAAAACAUGGCUGCCAUUGGCUGACAAAAUUUGAGCACCGGUUAGACAAGGUUAACGGAGGGCGAUCGGAACGAAACUCGGUGGGCCUGUUCGACUCACGGCUGCAAAGGUCUGAGAGAAAUUUGAAAGAAAUCGCUCAAUUCAAAAAUAAACAAAAAAAAAAAACACUGCAGUACAGUUCUCUG
Molecule: messenger RNA, 3290 nt
Organism: Labeo rohita (rohu)
Lineage: Eukaryota; Metazoa; Chordata; Actinopteri; Cypriniformes; Cyprinidae
Gene: cckar
Product: cholecystokinin A receptor
Exons: 5
Coding region: 276-1628 (450 amino acids)
Biological process (GO): neuropeptide signaling pathway
Cellular component (GO): membrane
Molecular function (GO): gastrin receptor activity; neuropeptide receptor activity
Source: RefSeq, a predicted model, not a curated record